Ochotona curzoniae (black-lipped pika) is the source of this 3048-nucleotide messenger RNA. RefSeq names its product galactose mutarotase (gene GALM). The transcript is spliced from 7 exons. Gene Ontology annotation, molecular function: carbohydrate binding; aldose 1-epimerase activity. The record is from RefSeq and is a predicted model, not a curated record. The coding region runs from base 893 to 1921 and encodes 342 amino acids. Gene Ontology annotation, biological process: glucose metabolic process; beta-D-galactose catabolic process via UDP-galactose, Leloir pathway. NCBI's taxonomy places the organism in Eukaryota, Metazoa, Chordata, Mammalia, Lagomorpha, Ochotonidae.
AUCACUCCCCAAAUGUCAGGACUUAAUCAAACUGAAACCAGGAGCCAGGAAUUCCAGCAGGGUACUGGACUGGCAGCCGGGACCCAGCGACGGGGCUGUCGCCCGCAGCCUCUGGGGACACGCAUGGGUGGGUAGCUGGAAUGGAGAGUGGAUCUGGGACCAGAGCCCAGGUUCUCUGAUACCGGAUAUCGACUUGACCUCUGCGCCAAAUGCCCGGUCUGGACUUCAAAAACAAGGGAGCGCAGAAGCCCAAGGUCUCUUCUUGCUCCUCUGCAAAAACCUGCAUGCUGUUUCUGAACACUUCUGCAUGAAAAUGCCUGCUCUAUCUACUUGGGGUGCUCCUCCUGUUUGGGCAGAGACUCCAACAAGGCCCCCUCUCCUCGCCCCUGGGACACAGGGAGGGCUCUCGAAGAACCUGCAAUGAUCUACCCCUUCUAAAUUACUGUAGUACCAACACCACGGGUGUAUGAAACCCACAAUAUUCCUUCUCCUGCCCGGUCCCUAAUCGUCCUCUCUGCUUUCUCUGGCAAGACCAGCUCCCGGCUGUUUGCAAGUCUGCGGGAGACUUUGGGAGUGAAAUAAGAUUCAGAUGAGAAAGACUACAAGUCCCAAAAUGCAAUUGCACCUCCCAAAGACUACUAUUCCCAGUGUGCAAUGGAAAAGAACCUCGAGGCGGGCUGAAAAGUUUGUCUUCCAGUUAAGCUCUGGCGGACUUUGAGAAAGGCCCCAGAGGGUAUUUUUUCCCCGUCCCUCCCUAAAUCCCUGUGAGGAAGGGGAGGAGUGUGAGCCAGGUCACGCCCCUUUCCACUGCAAGAUCCUGGAGUCGUUCCCAGCCGGGAGGCUGGAAGUUGGAAAAACAGGAGCAAGAGAGCCGCACGCCCAAACUUUCCGGAUGGUUUCGGUGACCAGAUCCGUGUUUGGGGAGCUGCCCUCGGGCGCGGGCACGGUGGAGAAAUUCCAGCUGCAGUCAGACCUGCUGAGGGUGGAUAUCAUCUCUUGGGGCUGCACCAUCACGGCCCUGGAAGUGAAAGACAGGCAGGGGAGAGCCUCAGACGUGGUGCUUGGCUUUGCCGAGCUGGAAGGAUACCUACAGAAGCAACCAUACUUUGGAGCAGUGGUCGGGAGGGUGGCCAACCGAAUUGCCAAUGGGACAUUCAUGCUGGAUGGGAAGGAAUUUCAUCUGCCCAUCAACAAGGGGCCCAACAGUCUGCACGGAGGACUCCGGGGCUUUGAUAAGGUGCUCUGGACCCCUCAGGUGCUGGCCAAUGGUGUGCAGUUCUCCCGCGUCAGUCCAGACGGUGAGGAGGGCUACCCUGGAGAGUUAAAAGUCUGGGUGACGUACACUUUGGAUGGAGGAGAGCUCAUGGUCAACUAUAGAGCCCAGACCAGUCGGACCACACCGGUCAGUCUCACCAACCAUUCUUAUUUCAACCUGGCUGGCCAGGGUUCUCCAAAUAUAUAUGACCAUGAAGUUACCAUAGAAGCUGAUGCUUUUUUGCCAGUGAAUGAAGCCCUUAUUCCUACAGGAGAAGUUGCUCCAGUGCAAGGAACUGCCUUCGACCUAAGGAAGCCGGUGGAACUUGGGAAGCACCUGCAGCAGUUCAGCAUCAAUGGCUUUGACCACAAUUUCUGCCUGAAGCAAUCCAAAGAAAAACAUUUCUGUGCAAGGGUGCGUCAUGCUGCAAGCGGGCGGGUACUAGAAGUGUACACCACCCAACCUGGGGUCCAGUUCUACACGGCCAACUUCCUGGAUGGCACGCUGAAGGGCAAGGGCGGAUCAGUCUAUCCCAAGCACUCUGGUUUCUGCCUGGAGACCCAGAACUGGCCUAACGCAGUCAACCAGCCCAACUUCCCUCCUGUGCUGCUGAGGCCCGAGGAGGAAUACAACCACACCACCUGGUUCAAGUUUGCUGUGGCUUAAGGAAAUGUGCACACUUGAUCCUGCAGAGAGCAGACCAGGAGCCCCCUCCGCAGCCGUCUCCAGUCUAGAGAUGGGGGCGAAGACUGAGAGGCCUCCCAAGCAAUCCCACAAAUUAUAAUUGUAUGAAUGGUAGCCGACUAGAUAAUCAGUCUGAAUGAGGAUUUCCUUUCCCAAGCCUGACUCCAGGCCAUGUCUAACGAUCAGCUCUCCCAGGCAAGUAAAUUCCAACCACAAGUGUCACCAGCUGAUGCCCAGAAGUCUUAGGCUGCUAUUGGUUCCAUCUCUUCCCCACACCGUGUUCUUUCCUACUGCCCACUCUUCCUUUGAUGCUGCUAUUGUCAUUUUUCCCUCCUCCUGUGCCCACAACCCCUUUCAAAUCAAGAGUGAUUUCCAAAAGUUGUGCCAGCUUAUUUAGCACACCACCAGAUGGGACUCUGUGCCUCCAGGAGGCAAGAGAUGGUUAAGGGGAGAGCCUGAUGGAGUUUCAGGCUCCUGGCUUCAGCCCCACCCAGCCCUGGUGGCUGAAACCAGAGAGCAGAAGCUCAGGCCCAGAGAAAGAGAGAGACCUGCCACAAGCUACUACAACUGUUAGCCAGGACUUGACUUCUGGUCAUGCCAACUCACGUCAUUGUCUUUGCUUCCACCAGAGCCUUUCCAGGGUCACUGAGGGGCAAAAAGGAGUAUGAGCCCUGCUCUGUUAGAGCCAACUUCUCUUCCCAGAGCCACUUUUGCAGGAAGUAUUAGGUUGAAGUGAGCUCUUAGCCUUCAAAGUGAAGUCACUUCGGGGGAAAAGAUCAAAAUGUCCACAAAGAACCAUUUAAGAAUCUGCCUUUGGGGUUAACUGAGAAAGCCCUGCCCAGCCAAAGCAAGCACAGGAAACAAGUCCUGGGAGCUGUGCUAGGGUGAGGCCAGCGUCAACCCCCUCCCUCGGCCAGCUCCCCAUGUGCCAGCCCAGUGAGGGGCACACGUCGCACAGGGAGCAGAUGUAGCUAAGUGGAUGAGGCUAGGGGCUCUUCCUUUUCUGGGCCACAUAAUCAUCAGUGAUGGGUAUGGGUUGUUGAUUUCCAAAUAUAUUUGUACCAUUUCUCUACCACAAUCAGUUGAAAUAAAGCCAAAAUCUGACUCUU